AUGACAACAGUCCAAGCUUGUGGAAGUGAUGGGAGUCUAAAUACAGUAAUCACAGCAGAAUACAAUAAAGAUACUGGAGUGUCACAAGAUGAAGCCAAACUCAGAUUCCUUGAUAUGAUCUACAAGUGGCCUACUUUUGGUUCAGCAUUCUUUCAAGUAAAGCAAACAAGUGACCCAAGCUAUCCUGAAACCUUGCUUAUUGCUAUCAACAGACACGGUGUUAGUUUGAUUGAUCCAGAGAAACGGGAUAUCCUGGCUACACACCCGUUCACCAACAUUUCCAACUGGAGUAGUGGAAACACCUACUUCCACAUUACUAUUGGUAGCUUUGUACGCGGCAACAAGCUUUUGUGUGAAACAUCAUUGGGUUACAAGAUGGAUGAUCUUCUGGAAUCCUAUGUCAACCAGAUAUUAUAUAACAAAGGCAAAAAAGGAACAAUUAGACAAUAUUAGAAAUGUCAGAUGAUGCUUGCUGUGGGUUGACUUUUAAAAAGUGUUUUAAAUUCCAAACUUCUGAUGUGUUCACUGUGUUUGGGAAAUCUAAAUUUAAGUUAAAUCAAUGGGGUAAAUUAUACAUUUUGUUCAUUUUUAUAAAAGUAUUAUACCUAAUUGAGAGGUUAAUAGGUACUGUACUUUAAAAUAUUUUGGAUUUAAAUUAGGAGGCCAUUGAUAAGAAUUUAAGAAAAUAGCUUUACAGAGAUAAUGUGCAUGUUUUUCACUUCAUUAGUAAUCAUUAUGAUUGUGUUGAAAAUCGUUACAGUAGAUGUAUAAUUUAUUGCUAUAAAAAAUCCUGCAGUGUAUAAUAUUCAGUGAUAUCUAGUCAGUAAAACUGAAAAAUUUCAAGUUCACACUAAGUUUUAUGUUUGUGAAUUUGUACACUACAAACAAUAAUUGAUGCAAAUAGCAAUCCUAAAUUAUGUUACACAAUAUCAAUAAAUUUUUUAAAUUAAUUGUUUUUCACAUGAUUUUUAUGAGAAAAUAUUCACUGAUUAGUCAUACAAAUCCUAAAGAAAGAAAUGUAUUAUUUUAUUAGCAAUGUUAAUAAA
Messenger RNA from Limulus polyphemus (Atlantic horseshoe crab), 1046 nucleotides. RefSeq names its product myosin-VIIa-like. Bases 1 to 453 code for a protein of 150 amino acids. Lineage: Eukaryota; Metazoa; Arthropoda; Merostomata; Xiphosura; Limulidae. The transcript has 5 exons. Gene Ontology annotation, cellular component: cytoskeleton. The record is from RefSeq and is a predicted model, not a curated record.